This is a messenger RNA of Sabethes cyaneus, 663 nucleotides long. RefSeq lists its product as uncharacterized. NCBI's taxonomy places the organism in Eukaryota, Metazoa, Arthropoda, Insecta, Diptera, Culicidae. The transcript has a single exon. The record is from RefSeq and is a predicted model, not a curated record. The annotation marks the transcript as partial.
AGUAGUAGUAUUAGUAGUAGUAGUAUUAGUAGUAGUAGUAUUAGUAGUAGUAGUAUUAGUAGUAGUAGUAUUAGUAGUAGUAGUAGUAGUAGUAGUAGUAGUAGUAGUAGUAGUAGUAGUAGUAGUAGUAGUAGUAGUAGUAGUAGUAGUAGUAGUAGUAGUAGUAGUAGUAGUAGUAGUAGUAGUAGUAGUAGUAGUAGUAGUAGUAGUAGUAGUAGUAGUAGUAGUAGUAGUAUUAGUAGUAGUAGUAGUAGUAGUAGUAGUAGUAGUAGUAGUAGUAGUAGUAGUAGUAGUAGUAGUAGUAGUAGUAGUAGUAUUAGUAGUAGUAGUAGUAGUAUUAGUAGUAGUAGUAGUAUUAGUAGUAGUAGUAUUAGUAGUAGUAGUAUUAGUAGUAGUAGUAUUAGUAGUAGUAGUAUUAGUAGUAGUAGUAGUAGUAGUAGUAGUAGUAGUAGUAGUAGUAGUAGUAGUAGUAGUAGUAGUAGUAGUAGUAGUAGUAGUAGUAGUAGUAGUAGUAGUAGUAGUAGUAGUAGUAGUAGUAGUAGUAGUAGUAGUAGUAGUAGUAGUAGUAGUAGUAGUAGUAGUAGUAGUAGUAGUAGUAGUAGUAGUAGUAGUAGUAGUAGUAGUAGUAGUAGUAGUAGUAGUAGUAGUAGUAGUAGUAGUAGU